Molecule: messenger RNA, 2175 nt
Organism: Xenopus laevis (African clawed frog)
Lineage: Eukaryota; Metazoa; Chordata; Amphibia; Anura; Pipidae
Gene: ccdc85c.L
Product: coiled-coil domain containing 85C L homeolog
Exons: 6
Coding region: 730-1890 (386 amino acids)
Cellular component (GO): adherens junction; bicellular tight junction; apical junction complex
Source: RefSeq, a predicted model, not a curated record
UUUUUUAAACACCUGUCUUCUUGCUACACCCCAUAACAGUACAAUGUAGCGGCUUCAUAAAUCGGCUAAUAGAAAAGUUCAGGCUGACACUGGCUCACAGUGUGAGGGUUAGAAGGCUGGUGUGGAGUGAUUAGAUGUGUGAGCUGCAAGCCCUUAGCCCCGUGUCACACACUCCUUCCCCGGCCGCUUCUCAAUCUCUACAGUCAGUGGAUUUGUUAUUUUUUAACCAGAGCUGAACGUUGACCUAGUUACAUCUCAGUGAAUACUGCUCACUCUUCGGGACACGCCUGCGCGCUGUGAGUGCCAAUAAAGCUUGUUUAAAAGAAGAGGUAAAAAAAAAAAUCUCCGGCACAGACAGAGGGAAGGGGGAGUCUGAAUGUUUAGUUGAGAGGAGGCAGCAGAGCGGUGGGAUCGAGUUGGAGGAUUAUCAGCCGGCUGGACAUCACCACUGAGGGAACGAGGCACCUUCUCGGCGUGUGGACAAGAGGCACCGGCUACACAUGAGCCCCUGCCAGUCCCUGUUCCCCCCGGCGUUGUUACUCCGCUCACUGUUGUGUCUGUCCUGCAAGUUCCUAGGACCCUGGGAUAUGUCAGCAAUGAAUGAAGCUUUGCAGCCAGGACUCUGCUUGAUUGUAAAUCCAUUGUAAGAAGAGACAUGGCUGGUUAGUUAGACUCUAGCGGAGGAUAGUCCUAUUUCUGCUUUAACUCCUGAGUGUCGGCUCAAUUGCAAUGGCCACACAUUGUCCUGGAGCAGAAGACAUCGGCACCAUCUCGGACGAGGAGCUGCUGCGCUGGAGCAAAGAGGAGCUGAUCAAGAGGCUGAGGAAAGUGGAGAAUGAGAAGAUGAGCCUGAUGGUUGAGCAUGGGAAUAUGAUGAAGGAUGUCAACAGGAGGCUUCAGCUCCAUCUCCAUGAGAUCAGGGGGCUAAAGGAUGUCAACCAGAAACUUCAGGAUGACAGCCAGGAGCUAAGGGAACUCUGCUGUUUCUUGGAUGAUGACAGACAGAAGGGCAAGAAACUGUCCAGGGAAUGGCAGAGAUUUGGUAGGCACUCAUCCACUGCAAUGUGGAAGGAGGUUGGGGUUUACCAGCAGAAGCUGAAGGAGCUGGAGGCAAAGCAGGAGUCCUUAGUAAGGGACAACCUGGAGCUGAAGGAGAUCAUCCUCAUGUUAGAUGAGGAGAGGAAUGGUGCUGGCUCCAGAAGCUCUAUCGAUAGCCAGAACAGCUUGACAAAUUUGAAUGGAGGUUCUGGCCCUAGAGAUGUGGGGGAUGGCAGCAGCACUUCCAGCACUGGCAGCGCAGGUAGCCCCGACCACCACCACCACCACCAACACCACAUUAAACCGACCGAGAACAAAGCUGGGACAAUCCGGAAAUCAACUGAUGAUCUGUCCAUCCCCCCUCACCACAGAAGUAUUCCCAAUGGCUUGAAUGAUUCCUCGACUACUUACAUUCGGCAGCUAGAGACCAGAGUCAAACUCCUUGAGGAUGACAACAAGCUUUUGUCCCAGCACUCUACCUCUGGAACUUUAAGAAAAGGCUUAUCUCCAUACCACUCUGAAUCCCAGCUGUCAUCACUGCCUCAAUACCAGGAGCCUCUGCAGAACGGCUCCGCUCGCGUUACACCUGAGAUUUCAUCCACUUCUCCUGCUGGCUACAUCCCUGUGGUGCAGAAACCAGAAGCAGUUGUCCAUGCAAUGAAGGUUCUUGAGGUGCAUGAAAACUUGGACAGGCAGAUGUCAGACACCUAUGAGGAAGACCUCAGUGAAAAGGAGAAGGCGAUUGUCCGAGAAAUGUGCAACGUGGUCUGGCGAAAGUUGGGGGACGCAGCUAAUUCAAAACCAUCCAUCCGACAACACCUUUCAGGCAACCAGUUCAAAGGACCCUUGUAGGAACCAAGAAUGGAGGCACUAGAGAAAAAAAAGCAUCUCAAGACAGCACAGGGCACAUUUUCACCAAUAAAAUGUGGAUAUUGUAAAUAUGGCUUAUUAUAUUACCAGGAGGACUGGUCUAAUAGACUGUAAAUAUAUCUGACUGCCUGAAAAGAAAAGAAUACAUAUUUUGUAUUGUAGAUCACUUGCUGUACAGAAUGUAGAUAAACUCAAAUAUGGUAGAACCAAAGCACUAACCUGUGAAUUAGGUGUAACAGUGCUUUCAUUUGAUAAAUGGUUUACUUA